AUGCACAAACGGGCUGCUGCCCCUGGUCCAGAGCGAGAGACAUUGGACCAGGCCCGCCAGAACGAACAGUUUCAUAAACAAGUAGCAGUGGACGCCAGAACCCAGUGCCGCGCAGUGAUGUCAGAAAACGCUUUGCUUCGCAGUCAGUUGAAUCAUGCUCUUAGCACUGCCCAAGACCAACAGGAGGAGGUUGCUCAAUUAUCUGCGAUGAUUGAACAGGGGCGCAUCCUCAUUGAACAGAUGGGGGCCAAUGAAGGGCACUUCCAAAGUCAGAUCACGCGGGGCCAAGAGCAACUUGCGUCGCUGAUGGACCGUGCCACUAGCGCGCAAACCCAGAUGACAGAAGCAUUGGCUGAGGUCGUUCGCCUGCAAGCUACUGUGCAUGCGCGGGACGACGUCGUUAACCGACUGAAUGCGCAGAUUCAUGAGCGAGAGGAUGAAAUGGAGAGUCUUCGCCUCCAAAUGCGGCAGAACGACCGUGUCCAAACCCCUGCUGGGCAGCCAAAACGACGAGCAGGCCGGGUCAGCAGGGAGUUCUUCCAGCCUGCGCGGCCCUCUUUGGUAGAGCUUGCAAUGGAUCCCGCUCCUGUCUCAAGCCCGUCAUCGCCCACUGCCCCUCCUGAUCCCAUCAAGAAACUGGCAGCAGAGUUAGACAUGGACGCCGACUUGCUGAUCAAGUUUGCGCAGGCCAUGAACAUGGUGAACAAUACCACUGCACACAUCAACGUGAAUGCAGGGAAAUCGACACCGCGCUACAAGGCCAGCCAAAAGUCCGAAGCAAAAGCGGCUGUUGCACCAGAGACACAGGAGCUAGUGAACAAGGCACGAGCGCUCAUGUGCAAGAUGAUUUACGAGAAGUUUGGAGUCCAGCAAGCGUCAGAUUUCAUCUUCCACGUCCCCGCUACAGAAGAGGAGGUGGAAGUCUUCGCUCAGGACAAUGAAGCCGCCAUCCAACGUUAUCAGUGGGAUUUCAGCCUGGACUACAAGUCCAGCGCCUGGAAUGCUGCGGUGAUGGAGAGACUCGUCGCUGAGGUCGUGAGGAAGGACUCGCUCAAUAUGCGAUACAUUGAGAAAGGUCUCAUAUCAGCCGAGUACCUUGGACACAUUGUGGAGGAGUUGCUUGUGCGCUAUCGUGGAGAUUGGAAGGAAUUCAAGCCCAAGUGGGAUAUAGAGCGAGAUCGCAUGGAGACGACAGCUGAAGCAAUUGCUCGCGGCAAGCUCACGUUGUUCGCCUGUCGGGUCUUGUCCCGUACAAUCAACGCCCAGCACAUGGAGUCUGAUGGCGCGGAGGACAUUGCAACGUGGAAGAGACUAUUGGAAAUUUUGAAUCUGCUUGGAGCAGCAGGAAUGUCUGAAGAGGAGGAAUCCAGCAGGAGCAACAGAGGCACAAAGACCAGAAUGUACGUUGUCAAGCUCGAUAUCUGGUGGGAGCCACUUGUUGCGAACUACAUGGACAUUAUCAACAAACACACGAAUUACUUCCAGGCUCUUCACAAUGGGACCAAAGCAGCUCCUUGUCAACGGGUCGAGCAGGCGGGAACAGGAAAGCCACUCAAGGGGCUCCCGGAGUGCCUUUAUAAGUCCGGCUGGCUUGCCUCGCUGUCUUCGAUGGAGUUGAAGGAAUUGAAAGUGUCGAAGCAGGCCUUUGCGCUCUUCGUUGCAGCGACUAACAGGAUGGCAAGGUAG
Messenger RNA from Mycena citricolor, 1686 nucleotides. The record is from the annotation of a GenBank genome assembly. NCBI's taxonomy places the organism in Eukaryota, Fungi, Basidiomycota, Agaricomycetes, Agaricales, Mycenaceae.